Molecule: messenger RNA, 420 nt
Organism: Ambispora gerdemannii
Lineage: Eukaryota; Fungi; Glomeromycota; Glomeromycetes; Archaeosporales; Ambisporaceae
Source: the annotation of a GenBank genome assembly
AUGUUUAAAAAAACUAUUACUAAGCCCAUUAAAAAAGCCAAGCCAACUAUUAAAUCGGCCAGCACCAAACCCGAGCAAAUCACUAUCACCGAAGCCUUAAAGCAAAAAGUAUUUCCUUACAUCGUGGCAGAUUUUGCCAAUGCCCUCAAAUCCUUAAAGUCUGGUGAAAGCAUCCGCUUUGGCAAACUCGGCACUUUCAAAAAAACCAAACGGGCGAUGCCAGAAUUGAAAAAAGUUGGUCGACCCCGCAAAGUCACUCCGAUAGCAGAAAUACCAGCCCAACCAGCCAAAGUAACUAAUGGUCAUCUUACCUUUAAAGAAAGCAAACGCACGAUCGUUCUUACUUGGGGUAAAUAUUCCAUUACUUUGCUCUGCAUAACGGCCGUUGCUAUCUCAGUUAUUCACAAACUAAAUUUCUAA